AGAAAACUGAGUUAUGGAGAGCAAGCCUAAACGAAAUUUAAGUCACAAAAAAAUUGCUCACGUGCCACACGCCAUAGUCUUAACACAGCGCAGGUGAGAUGACAUCGACAGCAGUAACAAAUUGCUUGCCUUGAUUCUUUCUCCUUGGCAUUUAUUUUGCUAGUAAUUAAAUCAUAUGGACGAUACGAUAGACGACGACAAUGUCCCUCUUCAAAGGGGACUUCUCCAUAACGAGAAUGAAGACUCUGUUCCUGAAGAAGAGCAAAGGCUAUUAGAUCAAGGCUCAAACACAGACGCUAGCCAACUGGACACAACCGCACCAGCACCCAUUGAUACAUCUAACAGGCAAGCUACUAUUGAGAGUUCCAUGCCAUCGCCGAGACGAUUUCCUCGACAACCUCUUCUACAGUUUGAUGCGAAGGACAAUAUACAUCAGCUGGAAAGAGAGCUGGAGCAAAGACAGACAGUUGGUAGCCCACAUCAAAACCUGGAAGCAGAAGACGACUUGGUUGAGAACGCUAUUCCGUCGACCAUUGGAGGCUCUUUGGACAAGAUGAUCGGCAGCUUUAUUAGAGGCAUUGGCCAUCUCACCAAAGAUCCCGAACUUGUGAGUAUAGGCGAUCAACGCAUUCUCAUCGGCAACGCUGAGAUUGAACAGAAGAAGCGAGAGCGACAGGACGCUGCAACUGAAACGGUGGCCAUACCUUGAUACAUUCAGGGAAUCGAAUAGCGGGAGCCACGUGUGGAGACAUACCGUUAAUUUGUAUACUGGUAUAAGAAAUUACUUUGUACAGUCCUUUACGUCCCCAUUUAUGUUUUGUUUCUUAUACAUAUAUAUAAUUCUUUUAUCUUUUCCAAAG
Messenger RNA from Umbelopsis ramanniana AG, 860 nucleotides. RefSeq lists its product as uncharacterized. The record is from RefSeq and is a predicted model, not a curated record. The transcript has a single exon. The coding region runs from base 176 to 709 and encodes 177 amino acids. Lineage: Eukaryota; Fungi; Mucoromycota; Umbelopsidomycetes; Umbelopsidales; Umbelopsidaceae.